Anolis sagrei ordinatus is the source of this 1165-nucleotide messenger RNA. Its product is annotated as G-protein coupled receptor 35-like. The record is from RefSeq and is a predicted model, not a curated record. Gene Ontology annotation, molecular function: G protein-coupled receptor activity. Lineage: Eukaryota; Metazoa; Chordata; Lepidosauria; Squamata; Anolidae. Gene Ontology annotation, cellular component: plasma membrane. Gene Ontology annotation, biological process: positive regulation of Rho protein signal transduction; phospholipase C-activating G protein-coupled receptor signaling pathway.
ACAACCACACUGACUCUGUGCAGGAUAUUUCUACAGACUGAAUUUCUAAGGAUCCUGAAGAUUGCAAUCAAAGUGUCAGCAAUGCCUGAUAAUGGUACAUGCCAACUUCCUAUUGAUGAACUCUUUGUGAUUUUUGAAGCCGUUUUUUACAGCCUAUUCACUUUGUUUGGGAUCAUAUUCAACACAGUUGCCUUAUGGGUGUUUUGCUUCAGAUUCUGCAAAUGGACAGAGACUAGAGUUUACAUGAUCAGUUUAGCCCUUGCAGACUAUACGCUAGUCCUCACCUUACCAUUCAUAAUGUAUUUUCACAAAAUGGAGAGGCCUGCUGAUACUUUUUGCAUAGUCAUCCUUAUAAUACAUUGCAUCAAUAUGCCAAUGAGUAUCAGUACUAUCACACUAAUCGCAGUGGACAGAUAUGUUGCAAUCAAGCAUCCUCUGAAAGCCAAAGUAAUACGGUCUCCAAGGAAGGCAGCCAUCAUCUCUUUAUUUUUUUGGAUCUGUUGUUUUAUUUAUGGAAUUACACUCCUUUUCCAUUCAAAUGAAAAAGGGAUUUGUUUUAUCCAGUUUUCAGAUGAAGAUUCCUUGCAUCAUAUCCCUAUCAGAUUUGCCAUUUUCAUUUGCAUACCAUUGGUUAUUUUGUUGUUUUGUUCCACACAAGUCAUCCGAUGCCUCAAGAAAAAACAGAAUGCUAGUCUACACGAAGAAAGGUUAACCCAGAAAGCCAUCUUUGUGAUCUCUGUGAACUUGGGCACCUUCAUCAUAUGCUUUUUGCCUUUCCACAUAAGCCUGCUGCUUCAAUAUAUAAUGAACACAACUGACUGUAAGGUGCGCCGCAUUAUCAGCAAUACCACACAUGCAACUUCAUUAAUGGCAAAUCUGAAUUGUUGCUUGGAUGCUAUUUGCUAUUAUUUGGUUGCUAAGGAAUUCCAGGAAGCUGCAUCUCUUUUGCCUGUCUUUAAACCAAUGCAGUCAAAAUCCAAUUUAACUGAAGAUUUACAACUUUCAAGCUAAAUUGCUAAAAUGAUGCUGUUGUUUGAAGAUGCCUGCAGACUUAUCCUUGGAGAGCUAUGGACUUUAUUCCAUGCCCAUGCCCCUGUUUUAAAACUUCUAAGCCACUGAGGCAAUGAAAAGUGAUGAAGCCCAUCCCACGACGCAGGGGGGCUUC